Messenger RNA from Zeugodacus cucurbitae (melon fly), 779 nucleotides. RefSeq lists its product as uncharacterized. The coding region runs from base 150 to 416 and encodes 88 amino acids. NCBI's taxonomy places the organism in Eukaryota, Metazoa, Arthropoda, Insecta, Diptera, Tephritidae. The record is from RefSeq and is a predicted model, not a curated record. The transcript has 3 exons.
UAUUAUACAAGUUCAAUUACAACCAAUUCUAACAAUUUGUUAUACUACUCGUGAGCAUCCACUCGCGUUCGCAAUUUGUUUUAGUAUAAACUCAAUUCCAGAGUCAGUGUUUCUGCAUCACUUGCGCCUAAACUGUUUCAUUGUUAAAUAUGCGCUUAGCUUUCUUCAUAAUAUUACUACAAGUUCAGGCAUGGAGCGCCAUUGCUGAUUAUGUACCAGCAGCGGAUUGUGGCAAUGUGUUUGACUGUGUGUCUGAAAGCCCAAAUGCUAUAUGUGCAUUAGAUCGGGAACUAGUGUGCUUUAAAUCUUUCGAUUCCUUAUGCCAUUUAAAGUAUGAAGAAUGCCAAAAUCAAAGAGAGUUCCCGGUUUAUCUGCACGCAUACUGCGAAAAUUCUGCCUUUAUGUGUAACAACUGAUUGGAGUUUUGGAAAGCAAGUGCAAAUGUGAAUUUUUUUAUAGUACAUAAAUAUAAUUAUGUAUUCUUCUACUGAAAAUAUAUAAAGUAAAGUAACUAAAUAUUUUUUUCAAAUAUUUCUAAUUACCGUUUAAGCUGUUUAUGUACUAUUUUAGUAGCACUCUUAAUUUGAAAGCGUAACGGUAUGAAACUAUAAUCUAUUUGUAGUUGUUUUAGAUAGGUGUUUACACAUGUGCAUACGUUUGUUUGUACGCUUUGCUCUGUGUAAACUAUGCGGUGAGCAUUUUCUGAGAUAAGACAAUGCGGAAAUAAAUAUAUAUAUAUAAAGUUCCACAGCGAAAAAGAAUUUGGUACAAUAUAAACC